Messenger RNA from Alternaria atra, 4377 nucleotides. RefSeq lists its product as uncharacterized. Lineage: Eukaryota; Fungi; Ascomycota; Dothideomycetes; Pleosporales; Pleosporaceae. Gene Ontology annotation, molecular function: ATP binding; ATP hydrolysis activity; ABC-type transporter activity. Bases 1 to 4377 code for a protein of 1458 amino acids. Gene Ontology annotation, cellular component: membrane. The transcript is spliced from 4 exons. The record is from RefSeq and is a predicted model, not a curated record. Gene Ontology annotation, biological process: transmembrane transport.
AUGGCAAAAUCACCAUCAUCGUCAUCGUUGGAUGAGAACGAGAAAGAGAAGGACUUUGGUCUUGUAGAUCCACAAGCUGCAGCAGAGAAUCCGACAGAGUACGAGCCAAUACGAACGGAACCCAAGGAAAAGGAUUUGGAAAAUGGAGAUGGCCACAGUAAUCCAAGAGGCGUACUAACAAGAUUGCAAUCCAGCACAAGCGCGUACUCAGAAGCAAGCGAUAGCGAAUCUAAUGCGACAAAGUCAAUACGAAAAAAGAAGCCAUUUUACAAACGCCUCAAUGUAUUGAAGAAUAAUCCACCACCCAUUCCGAAAGAGCGCAAAGUAUCUCCGGAAUACACGGCAGGCUUCUUCAGCCGGCUUUCGUGGCAAUGGAUGCAACCCUUAAUGAGAGUGGGCUACAAGCGACCACUAGAAAAGAAUGAUAUCUGGGAGGUCAACCCUGACAGAAGCGCAGAGGUGUUGGCAAACAAGCUGGAAGCAGCUUUCAAGAGGCGGAGAGCAGAAGGCAAAGAGAGGCCUCUGUUAGGAGCCAUGUUCGAAACCUUCAAAUGGGAGUUCAUCAUUGGAGGAACAUGUCAACUCUCAGCAUCCGUCAUUCAAGCUGUCGCUCCUUUUGUCCUACGUUAUCUCAUCAACUUUGCUGUUCGCGCUUACGUUGCUGAACGUUCUGACGCUCCGGCGCCAAAUAUCGGCGAAGGUAUCGGCUUAGUUAUUGGGAUUACUGCGAUGCAGUUCUUGCAGAGUCUGGCCACGAACCACUUCAUGUACCGUGGUAUGAUGAUUGGUGGAGAGGCAAGGGGUGUUCUGAUUGCUCUCAUUUUCAACAAAGCAAUGAAGCUAUCAGGAAGAGCCAAAGCGGGUGGCGAGGCUGUUCUUGAAGCACCACCGCCGGAUAUCAAGCCGGGAAGCGAAGCUGAAGUGAAAUGGUACAAGAAGAUAUUGAAGAAGAAAGAGAAGAAGCAAUCCCCCAAGACUGCUGCAGGUGUGGCAGGUGAUGGCGAGGGCUGGGGCAAUGGACGAAUUGUCAACCUGAUGUCUACCGACACCUACCGUAUCGACCAAGCCAGCGGUUUCUUCCACAUGAUCUGGACCGCUCCUGUUGGUAUCUUGAUUACGACUGCUCUGCUCCUUGUCAACUUGACGUACAGUGCUCUUCCCGGUCUCGGCCUCAUUCUCAUUGCUAUGCCAUUACUUGGUCGCGCAGUCAAGACACUGUUCCGCCGAAGAGUUGCUAUCAACAAGAUCACCGAUCAGCGUGUAAGCUUGACUCAGGAGAUUUUACAAGGUGUUCGCUUCGUCAAAUACUUCGGAUGGGAGACCAGUUUCCUAGAGCGCAUCCAAACGAUCAGGAAGAAGGAGAUUCAUGGCAUCCAGGUCUUACUCACGAUUCGAAACGCCGUUCUUUCCGUCGGAAUGUCCAUGCCCGUCUUCGCUUCGAUGAUCUCGUUCAUCACCUACUCUCAGGUCAACAGCAGCCUCAAUCCCGCGCCAAUUUUCUCCUCGCUAGCUCUGUUCAACUCCAUGCGUAUUCCUCUCAACUUCCUGCCACUCGUCAUUGGUCAGGUAAUCGAUGCGAAUGCUUCCGUUAAGCGUAUCCAAGAGUUCUUGCUUGCUGAAGAAGCCGAAGAGAGCGGGAAGUGGGAUUACGAUGCCAAGGAUGCCGUGAUGCUGAAGGGCGCGAACUUCACUUGGGAGCGUCAUCCGACUCAGGACGCGGAAGAAGGCACAGGCGGACCGCCAGGAAAGAAGCCGACUAGGCAAGAGAAGAAGGAGAACAAGGCGAACGCAAAGCUAGCGCAGACCAGUGGAGAGACUACGCCUUCGGAUGCGACUGCCGUGGAAGAGGAGAAGCCCUUUGAGAUCAAAGGGUUGAACCUCAACAUUGGGCGAAACGAGCUCGUGGCUAUUAUCGGAGGUGUAGGUUCUGGAAAGAGUUCGCUCCUUGCAGCCUUGGCAGGAGACAUGCGCAAAACCAGUGGUGAAGUCAUCUUUGGUGCUUCGCGUGCUUUCUGUCCGCAAUAUGCGUGGAUCCAAAAUGCUACGGUACGAGAUAACAUCAUCUUCGGUAAGGAGUUCAACAAAAAAUGGUACGACGAGGUCGUAGAUGCAUGUGCCCUACGCCCUGACCUGGACAUGCUACCACACAACGAUGCGACAGAGAUUGGAGAGCGCGGUAUCACGGUAUCUGGUGGCCAGAAGCAGCGUAUGAACAUUGCUCGAGCCAUUUACUUCAACGCAGACAUUAUCCUCAUGGACGACCCCUUGAGCGCUGUUGACGCACAUGUUGGUCGCCACAUCAUGGACAAUGCCAUUUGCGGUCUACUCAAAGACAAAUGCCGUAUCCUUGCUACCCAUCAGCUACAUGUCCUCAGCCGCUGCGACAGGAUCAUCUGGGUGGAUCAAGGAGAAGUAAAAGCCGUCGACACUUUUGACAACCUCAUGGCUCAAAACGCAGACUUUGUACAGGUCAUGAGCACCACCGCCAAGGAGGAGGAGAAGGAAGAGAAAGAGGAAGUCAACGAGGACGAGGUCGAAGCAGAGGUCAAGAGCACAAAGAAGCAGAGAAAGCAGAAGAAACAGGCGGCCCUCAUGCAACAGGAAGAACGCGCAACCAAGAGCGUCAGCUGGGAGGUCUGGAUCGAAUACAUCAAAGCUGGAGGCGGCCUCUGGGUCGGUCCAUUCGUCUUCAUCCUCCUCGUCCUAUCCCAAGGCGCCAACAUCGUUACUUCGCUCUGGCUAUCCUACUGGACCUCCGACAAGUUCGGCUUCUCAGAGGGCGCAUACAUUGGCGCCUACGCAGCUUUCGGUUUCAGUCAAGCGCUCUUCAUGUUCUUCUUCUCCUUCUCGGUAUCUAUCUUUGGUACAAGAGCUGGUAAGGUCAUGUUGCACCGCGCUAUUACCCGUGUACUCCGCGCGCCUAUGUCCUUCUUCGAUACUACGCCGCUGGGACGCAUUACGAAUCGUUUCAGCAAGGAUAUCGAUGUUAUGGACAAUACCAUUACCGAUGCUAUGCGCAUGUACUUUUUGACGCUCGCCAUGAUUAUAUCUGUUUUUAUCCUCAUCAUUUCGUACUAUUACUACUACGCCAUCGCUCUUGGCCCGCUGUUCAUCUUCUUCAUGUUCUCGGCUGCCUUCUACCGGUCUUCUGCUCGCGAGGUCAAGCGUCACGAAGCCGUUCUGCGCAGUACGGUGUUCUCGCGCUUUGGCGAGGCUGUCAUGGGCACUGCAACUAUCCGUGCGUACGGUCUUCAGGAUCAAUUCUCAAAGACGGUUCGUGAUGCAAUCGACGACAUGAACAGCGCCUACUAUCUCACCUUUGCCAACCAACGCUGGCUGAGUGUUCGUCUGGAUCUCGUCGGUAUCCUGCUCGUCUUCACAACUGGUAUCCUCGUCGUUACAAGCCGUUUCUCCGUCGACCCCAGUAUCGCUGGUCUAGUUCUAUCGUACAUUCUCACCAUUGUACAGAUGAUCCAGUUUACGGUCCGCCAGCUUGCUGAGGUGGAGAACAACAUGAACUCGACGGAGCGUAUCCAUCACUACGGAACUCAACUCGAAGAAGAAGCGCCCCUGCACAUGGGUGAGGUACGACCCACCUGGCCAGAGCACGGCGAGAUUGUCUUCGACAACGUGGAGAUGCGAUACCGAGAUGGACUACCUUUGGUGCUCAAGGGUUUGAGUAUGCACGUCCGUGCUGGUGAGCGUAUUGGUGUUGUUGGCCGUACCGGAGCGGGUAAAUCGUCCAUCAUGUCGGCAUUGUUCCGACUGCAAGAGCUGUCAGGUGGCUCAAUCGUCAUUGAUGGUGUGGAUAUUGGCAAGAUUGGUCUUCACGACUUGCGCUCCAAGCUGGCUAUUAUCCCGCAGGACCCGACGCUCUUCAAGGGAACCAUCCGGUCCAACCUGGAUCCUUUCCAUGAACAUUCCGAUCUUGAGCUCUGGUCUGCCCUGCGACAAGCUGAUCUUGUGUCCAACGAGCAGACCAUGGAUGACCACUCUGGCAGGAUACAUCUUGAUAGUGUGGUUGAGGAAGAGGGUCUCAACUUCUCCCUAGGUCAGAGGCAGUUGAUGGCUUUGGCUCGCGCGCUUGUCCGCGGCUCUCAGAUCAUCGUCUGUGACGAAGCUACCAGCUCGGUCGACUUUGAAACGGAUGCGAAGAUUCAGCAAACGAUUGUGGACGGCUUCAAGGGCAAGACGCUUCUGUGCAUCGCCCAUCGACUAAAGACCAUUAUCAACUACGACAGGAUUUGCGUCAUGGACGCUGGGCUGAUUGCAGAGCUCGACUCGCCACUAAAUCUCUACGACCAAGGCGGAAUAUUCAAGGGCAUGUGCGACAGAUCCGGCAUCAAGAGGGAAGAAAUCGCUGGUGCAGUAAAAUAG